Mycena citricolor is the source of this 332-nucleotide messenger RNA. Lineage: Eukaryota; Fungi; Basidiomycota; Agaricomycetes; Agaricales; Mycenaceae. The record is from the annotation of a GenBank genome assembly.
CGCCCCAGUGUGAUUCAGACGCACAGAACGUGUCCGAGAUCAGCUUGAGCGGCGUCCCCGUGCUGGUCUCCAGAUCCCAGAGUUCACCCCAAGCUGUUUUGCCAUCGGCUGUCUUGAGUGGAUCAUUGACGGCCCGGUCAAAGAACACGACGAGCGUCGGAGAGACCACGAUAGCUUCGAGCGCGACGAUCCCCGUUGUGCCCUUCUGCACAAACGACCAAGCAGGAGACGCUGCUGCUGAUACUCCAGUCGAAGCCAGCGCUAUGAGCGCAACUGGGAGAUUGAAAGCGACCAUGGCAAUCACUCACAACUGGGUUCAAGCGGCUGCUCUA